GAUCUGGGUGGCGGAGCACAAUCGUUGGCAAGAACGCAUCGGUUCUCCAUGGACAGAAGGGCACGAUCCACCUAAGCGAGAUCUCAUAUAGGCAGUGCGAGGGGGUGGACAGACAAUGUCCGCCUGGACUACAUUGGUGUGUCUCGUACUUUCUUUGAUCGUGUCUACUUCUUUGUGGGGAUAUUGUUCGGCGACGAGUAGCAGCGAUGAUGGAGGUGUGCGGACCACACAGGGGGUUCCAUCACCGGCGAUCGGGUCCAACGUCUGCCAGAGGGGAUGGACCCGCAUCAGUACUGCGGGACCCUGCAUCAUUCCCGUGUGUAAACGAUCUUGCGGGGAAGGACGUUGCAUUAGGCCUAACGUUUGCCGCUGCAGCAACGGUCACAUAGCCUCGUCCUGCACCUCCAAGAAACCUCCCGGGGGAAGUUCGAACAGCGUCGACCAAACAGGAGCGUCUCAAUGCAAAGAGCCCUGUCUGAACGGAGGGAGAUGCAUCGGCAGAGAUCGUUGUGCCUGCGUCUAUGGAUACACGGGACGACGCUGUGAACGAGAUUACAGAACGGGUCCGUGUUUUCGUAAAGUACGAUACAAUUUCUGCUCGGAUCAACUGGCGGGAGUGGUGUGUACCAAGCAGCUGUGUUGUGCUACAGUUGGAGUCGCCUGGGGACAUCCGUGCGAGCAGUGUCCGGCGAAACUGGAGUGUGAUAAGGGAUACAUCACCAACAUUCACUCAAAGGGAUGCCAAGACGUUAACGAAUGUGAAGCGAUUCCUGGACUGUGCGAAGAUGGCAAGUGCAUCAACACCAUCGGAUCUUUCAAGUGCGAAUGUGAAGAAGGAUACGUGCGGAACGACAUCACCAACUCCUGCGAUGACAUCAACGAAUGUGCUCAGGACCCGGACACCUGCAACCGGGGCCACUGCAUUAACACUGACGGGAGCCACUACUGCCUCUGCGAUCCCGAUACGGUUCCCAGCCAUGACAGGAAAACGUGUUUCGACACCACUCAAGACUUCUGCUACGCGGACUACAGCGGUCGAGGUCGCUGCAAGAAUCAGCUGGCUGUUAAGCUGACCAAAAUGCAAUGUUGUUGCGGCGAUAAGAUGGCCCAGGGCUGGGGCUAUCCCUGCGAGCAAUGUCCACGGAAAGGAUCAGCUGAAUAUAAACGUCUCUGCAGAUCGCCGCCGGAGGAUAUGACGCUGAACGAGUGCGAUCUCCGACCUGGACUUUGUCCCGACGGUGACUGCGUCAACACUGCCAGGGGAUAUCGUUGCGACUGCCACAAAGGAUUCAAACCCACAGACGACGAGAAGGGAUGCCGAGACGUCGACGAGUGCUCUGAAGGAUACUGCAGGUCUGGAAAGUGCAUCAACAGUGUGGGCAGCUUCCGAUGCUUUUGCAGCUCAGGAUUCGAUCUCACACCGGACGGCAAGGAUUGCACGGAUCGAAACGAGUGCGAAACGAGCGGCAUGUGCGCCAAUGGACGCUGCGUCAACAUGGAAGGGUCUUACAAAUGUGACUGCAACAGGGGAUUCGUGCUCAGUCCCACUGGACGAGCUUGCAUCGAUAUCGACGAGUGCGCCGAGAACUCCGGGACCUGUCUGAAGGGAGGCCGUUGCGAGAAUAUCCCAGGCAGUUACAGAUGCGUUUGUGAAAGAGGAUACGUCUCUGCUUCAGAUGGAGAGUUCUGUGUAGAUGUGAACGAAUGCGACCAAUACCGCAUGUGUGAGAACGGCCGAUGUGUGAACAUGGACGGAAGCUUCAAGUGCAUCUGCAACGUCGGUUUCAAGCCAUCGCCCGAUGGCCAUUCCUGUGUAGACGUGGAAGAAUGUACGGAACUGACGGACGUCUGCGUCAGUGGACGUUGCGAAAAUGCGCCAGGAAGUUUUCGCUGUUUCUGCGACGACGGUUUCACGUUAGGGCCGGGCGGACGGUCAUGUCUCGAUACAAGGCGCGAUUACUGCUACGCGUCUUACAAGCACGGUGAAUGCAGCCAACCCUCGAACGUGAUGGUCAAGAAAUCGGCCUGCUGCUGCGCUGCUCAGUCGACGUGUCUGGCCGCUUGGGGGAGUCCACAUUGCAUUCCGUGCCCACUGCCGGGGUCUUCCGAGUACACUAAGCUUUGCCCCAAUGGAUCCGGUUCGGGACACGUUGGGGAAGACAUAAACGAAUGUUGGGUCUUCCCGCACAUCUGUCCCAACGGAGCGUGCGAGAACUUGAAAGGCAGCUACCGCUGCGUCUGCAACGUCGGCUAUCAAGUGGACCCAUCCGGCAAGGUAUGUUCAGACAUCAACGAAUGCCAGGUGAACCUCCUGCUCUGCGAGAACGGGAUCUGCCGGAACACACCGGGCAGCUACCACUGCACGUGUCCAGCGGGAUACAAGUACAAUCUGGAGACCUGCGAAGAUAUCGACGAAUGUGCGACGUCCGGUAAGGACGUGUGCGUGGGUGGAAGGUGCAUCAACACUCCCGGCAGCUACCUUUGUGAAUGUCCUCCUGGAAUGACUCUGGACACUUCCCGCCAUGUGUGCAUCGACAACAGAAAAGGGUCCUGUUGGCUGAGCAUCAAUCAGGGCCAAUGCGAAAAUGACGUCAAGAGAACCAUGCUCAAGUCAGAAUGCUGUUCUUCCAUCGGAAAAGCAUGGGGAAGCCCCUGUAAAGUGUGCACACCAGAAACAGACGUAAAAGGGCGAAAGUGUCCGAAAGGAUACGCAAUGCUGGACGGCCACACAUGCACCGAUAUCAACGAAUGUGACUUGUUCCCGAACAUUUGCCAAGGUGGCGGCCUAUGCGUCAACACCGAAGGCUCUUACAAGUGCAACUGUCCCCAGGGUUUAACUCUGGAUCCGACGGGAACCAGAUGCGUCGACCUCCGUGAGGAGACGUGCUACGCCACGUAUGAAGGAGGUCGCUGCAAUCGGGGAUUCAUGGGUCUCUUCCGGAAGACCUUGUGCUGCUGCGCGGUUGGAAAGGCAUGGGGCUUUCAUUGCGAGCCCUGUCCGCGUCCAAGCACGGACGCCUACAGUGAGUUGUGCGGCAAAGGGCCGGGAUACGGCCCUUCACCGCCCGGUGUGUGGGAAGUUGACCCCGUCAUAACAGACAUCAAUGAGUGCCUCUAUUUCCCGAACAUCUGCGAGAAUGGCAGAUGCCAAAACACGCCCGGAAGCUUUUCCUGCGAAUGCAACAAGGGAUUUGCUCUCGAUCCAGAAGGCAUCAACUGCACAGACAUCGACGAAUGUGGUAUCGCGCACGGUAUCUGUGGCGACGGCAGCUGCAGGAAUAUUCCGGGUUCCUACCAGUGCGACUGCAACCCGGGAUUCGAAAGCGCAAUGCUUAUGCAGGCCUGUAUGGAUAUAGACGAAUGCUCUCGCAUGCGGGGCCUGUGCAGAGGAGGAAAAUGCGUCAACACACCGGGUUCGUUCAAAUGCCUUUGCCCUCCAGGUCACGAGCUUACGCCCAAUGGAAAAGCGUGCAAAGAUAUCGACGAAUGCAGCCGAACAAGUGGCAUCUGUUCGAACGGUUUCUGCGAAAAUCUAAUGGGUACCUACCAGUGCAUUUGCAACGACGGUUUCAAACAGAAUGCUCUGCAAAGCAGCUGCGAAGAUAUCGACGAGUGCUUGGUUAACCGAGGCAACUGCAAAUCCCUUUGCGUGAACACACCUGGAAGCUACUACUGCUCCUGUCAUCCAGGAUACUUUUUGCAGCCAGAUGGCGUCUCCUGUGCAGACGUCAACGAAUGCGAGACAGGCGGAGAUGUUUGCAGCGGCGGCAAGUGCCACAACUUGCCGGGCGAUUACACGUGUGACUGCGUUGGAGGGCUCCUACCGGCUCCUGACAGAAAAGGGUGCAUAGAUUACGAUGAAUGCGAAACGGGAAGGCAUCGCUGUCUGAGGGGCCGCUGCGAAAACACCGUGGGCUCUUACGUGUGCCGCUGCGAGCCAGGCUAUGCCGUCAAGGAAGGAGACGUUGAUUGCACAGAUGACGACGAGUGUGAGAGUGGUCAGAAUGACUGCAGCGAGUUCGCCGAAUGUAGAAACACGCCUGGCGCUUAUCAGUGCACGUGCAAAGAAGGCUUUCGCGGAGACGGCAUCACGUGCAAAGAUAUCAACGAGUGUGUGCAUAACCACGCUGGAUGCCAUCGCAACGCCUUAUGCAACAACACGGACGGCUCAUUCAAUUGUACGUGCGACGACGGCUUCUACGGGAACGGGUUCCAGUGCCACGAUGUAGAUGAAUGCAGCUUGAACCCCGGUUUGUGCGAAAACGGUCAGUGCCUCAACUUCGACGGUGGCUUCAAGUGCGAAUGCGACAUGGGAUUUGAACCUCAGGACAACCAGAGAUCGUGCAGAGAUAUCGACGAGUGCGUCACUUAUCACAGCAUCUGUGACUUUGGAGCGUGUGAGAAUGUUUUUGGGACGUUCCGAUGCAACUGCGACGCGGGCUAUCAGGUCGACGCUACAGGUGGAAACUGCACCGAUAUCAACGAGUGCAGCAGUCCUCAAUCGUGCCAGUAUGGAACGUGCGUCAACGCCCCGGGCUCCUACAUCUGUCAGUGUCCCCCAAACUAUCACCUGGUACCGAGCAAGACGGGCUGUGUUGAUCCUAGACAAGAGAGGUGCUUCUUGAAAGUGACAGGGAACUUCAACGGCCGUGGUAUUUGCUACGACCCGUUAGCCGAAUACGUGACACGGGCCACGUGUUGCUGCACGUUAGGAGUCGCCUGGGGUCGAGGUUGCGACAUCUGCCCGUCUCUCAACACCAGCGAGUACAGGGAACUAUGCCCAGGUGGGAUUGGGUUCAGGCCGAACAUCGAGACGGUGGAGCUGGAAGACGUGGACGAAUGCGCAGAGUUACCCAACCUGUGCGAAAACGGAAGAUGCUCCAACACCUUCGGAAGCUUCAUGUGUAUCUGUCAAGAAGGCUACACUCUCGACCACACCCACAGGAAAUGCAUAGACAUCGACGAAUGCUUGACACAUCCCGGAGUCUGCAGUCCUGGCCACUGUGUCAAUAGGGAGGGUAGCUACGAGUGCACGUGCCCUCCUCACUACAUGGCCGUCUCCGGAGGGAAAUCCUGUGUAGACAUGCGCAAGGACAUGUGCUAUCGCAUAUACGACGACAAGACUGACCCGCACCGCAGGCAGUGCAUUCAUCCCAUGAUGGCCAACCAGACCAAGAUGGUCUGCUGCUGCUCAGUGGGCAAGGCUUGGGGAGCUGGAUGCGAACCCUGUCCUCUGCCACAAACGGAGGCGUACCGUAGGUUAUGCAACGUCACCACUACCGGUACCAUCGUAAACCCUAUCACUCAAGUCGUGGACGAUGUGGACGAAUGCCAGGGAAUGGUGUGCCAGAACGGCGACUGUACCAACACAGUGGGAAGCUUUGUGUGUCAAUGCUACCCGGGAUACACUUACAACCACGCCCUCCUUACUUGCGAAGAUAGAAACGAGUGCACCGAGAUUCCAGGAAUAUGCAGCGGCAUCGCUGAGUGCGUCAACGUUCCCGGAAGCUACAAGUGCGAGUGCCCUGACGGCUACAAACUGUCCAGCAGCAAACAUUCUUGCUACGACAUCAACGAGUGCUACGAACAGCCCGACAUCUGCCAGAACGGCGUGUGCCAUAACCUCGAUGGCGCUUUCCAAUGUACAUGCGAUCCCGGAUAUUUCCUCACUCCUAGUGGUGACAACUGUUUAGAUUAUGACGAAUGCGCACGUAGCCCCGGCCUGUGCUCCAAUGGAACCUGUGAGAACACCGAAGGGUCUUAUCGGUGUGUCUGCCAUGCAGGUUUCCAACUUCUCGCCAGCAACGACUGCUUCGAUAUUGACGAAUGUCGCGAGCUGUACGGCGUCUGCUUGAACGGAAGAUGCAGAAACACGCUCGGCAGUUUCGUCUGUCAAUGUCAAGAUGGCUACCAACUCAGCCCAGACCGACGCAACUGCGUUGAUAUCAACGAAUGCGAUGACGGUACCACCUGUGGGAGGGGCACGUGUCGAAAUUCUGAAGGCUCUUUCGAGUGUACCUGCCCUGACGGGUACAAGCGAUCUCACAACGGACGGGACUGCAUCGAUGUGGACGAAUGCCUAUCUAUCCCACAAUUAUGUUUCGGGGGCUUCUGCCAAAACUUGGAAGGCGGCUAUCGAUGCACCUGCCCGCCUGGGUUCCGCCUCUCCGCGGAUGAGACCAAAUGUGUCGACCAUCGUCGUGCCCGGUGCUUCACGAGGUAUAGGGGAGGUGGACACUGUUACGAUCCUCGGCCAGGCAACAUGACGCACGCUGAAUGUUGCUGCAUGCAAGGAUCUGCGGCAUGGGGAUACGUGCCCUGUGAAAGGUGUCCGGACAAGAGAGACCAACGAUUUGCCAUGCUUUGCCCCGCGGGACCAGGCUUUGUGGAAGAUGACGGCACUGUGCUAGACAUCAACGAGUGCAUGAUGAACGCUGAUCUCUGCAAGAACGGCCGUUGCAUCAACACGGAUGGUUCGUAUCGUUGCGAAUGUGGACCGGGAUACAAACUCGAUUCUUCGGGACACCUCUGCACAGACGAGGACGAAUGUAAGGCGAAUCCCAGCAUGUGCGGGAACGGUACAUGUUCAAACACUGUCGGAGGCUUCGAGUGCGACUGUCGUCAAGGGUUUGCUCCAGGAAUCACGCAUAUUUGCGAAGAUGUGAACGAAUGUGUGCUGGGACUCGCCGACUGUGCCUUCAGAUGCCAAAAUACUCCAGGCUCUUUCCGUUGCACCUGUCCCUACGGAUACGCUCUGGCUGCGGAUGGCAAACACUGCGAAGACAUCGACGAGUGUGCACUCGGUACCCACAACUGUCCCUUCGAAUGCAAGAACGCCGUGGGUACUUUCCACUGCGUCUGUGGAGACGGGAUGAAGCCCAUAGGGUACAACGGCGAAUGCGCAGAUAUAAACGAGUGCCAGGAAAGCGCGGAUAUCUGCGGCAGCCACGGCACUUGUGUCAACAUUCAUGGCAGCUACCGUUGUCUGUGUAGUGACGGUUACGAAUCCAGUCCGGACCAGAAAGAAUGCAUCGAUACCAGGAUCGGUGUGUGCUUCGGGCAUGCGCCGGGUGGAAUGUGUCCCCUUCCAGCGACUGCCUUGUUGGAGAUGUCCCGCGUGGAUUGUUGCUGUGGCCUGGGAGCGGCUUGGGGUCUCCACUGUGAGCUGUGUCCGCAUCGUGCUUCACAAGAAUACGCUGACCUUUGUCCCCAUGGGAAGGGCUUCAACAAGACCGGACAUGAUGUGAACGAGUGUGAAAUGAUGCCCGGGUUGUGCCAAAAUGGACGCUGCAUUAACACAUUUGGCUCGUACCGCUGCGCUUGCAACCGGGGUUACAAGACUGAUCACUCUGGGACUCACUGCAUAGACAUCAAUGAGUGUGACCAGCUGAUCUCACCCUGCAAGUUCAAGUGUCACAAUACGGAGGGCAGUUACUUCUGCUCUUGCGAACCUGGCUUCACACUGGCUCCAGACGGAAUCAGCUGUAAAGAUAUCGACGAGUGCGUAACAAGCAGCAACAAAUGUGAACACGUGUGCACCAACACGCCGGGAAGCUACCGCUGCACGUGCAAAGAUGGAUACGCCAUGAAAGGAACACAGUGUACUGAUGUCAACGAAUGUCAGGAGCAACCCCAUCUGUGCGCGCCACGUGGAUCGUGCGCGAACACUCCCGGGAGCUACCGCUGCAGCUGCCCCCGAGGGUUCAUCACAGAUCCGGACGGACAGGGAUGCAAAGAUGCCGACGAAUGCUCAGACCCGUCCAAGUGCCAACACGGCUGUACUAAUGUCGCUGGAUCCUACCGAUGCACCUGCCCCGGUGGUUACAAGCAACACCCAUACAGGAAUCAAUGCAUUGACGACAACGAAUGCCUGUCAAGGCCAUGUGGUUCAGCAUUGUGUCACAACACAUUAGGAGGCUUUCACUGCACAUGCCCGACAGGAUUUACGUACGACGACGAGUUGCAAGCUUGUAUUGAUUCAAGCACAGAUGCCUGCGACAGCAGCCCGUGUAUCUAUGGAUGCACAGUUUCUGGAAGUGGUCAGUUUCAAUGCAAGUGCCCAGAGAACUAUCGCCCUUACAGGCAGGGCCACUGCCUGUCAACGAUUUCCCAUUCCAUCAUCCCAAAUGGCGAACUUGGAGAGAAUGGACUCAUUCCCAACCUUCAACUUGGUUCCUAUUCACCCACCGACAAGGACAACAUCAUAUCGACCGAAGGAUGUUACACGUGCAAGCUGAACGGUGGAUCCCCGAGGUCGGCGUCUCUUCGCCACAGAAGAACACCACGUGUGAAGAGUGGAGGCCGAACUUCCGUUCCAGUCAGGAGGCUUCAAAGGAGGCUAUCGCACCCAAAUACAUCACGACACAAGCAUCGUCACGCUAGGUCGCGUAUGGACGCAAUAAAAAUUCAUCUGCCACUGAAAAAAGCCUUCCCUGGAGUACCCAUUUUGGAGGUGCUGCCCGCUAUCAACUACUUAAAGAAUGACACAAACUACAGGGUACUCCACGGUGCCGAUCGAACAUUCUUCGAAGCUAUUCCCAGUGACGAUGGAAUUAUCCUGCGACUCGCCCGGCAGCUCCGAGAGACUCGCACUUACAAGGUGUACGUCGGGAGUCGCACACCCUCUGUUGGAGAAUCCGCGCACCAUGUGGCACCCUUUCGACUCAGACUUGAAGUUGUCGUCACUUGAGGUCACAUCAAAACACCAUCAUGGGGAUCAGCCUUAGUUUUGGUUUUGUGCUGCCAUGGGGGGGACUUAGAGCUCACACUUUGUCACGCAUUCUGUUCCUCUGGGGGGGGUAUUUUUGUACAGGUGUCGAUGCACCACCAGUUUUCGGUCGUUUUUGUUCUGGGAGGGAAAAAAAAAAGAAAAACUGAGGCAUUUAUUUUCUAUUAUUCAUACUGAAGUUGUAUAAUGUUAAUAUUGCAAAUAAAACGCAAUUAUUCACCAA
This is a messenger RNA of Ornithodoros turicata, 8951 nucleotides long. Its product is annotated as fibrillin-2-like. Bases 116 to 8689 code for a protein of 2857 amino acids. NCBI's taxonomy places the organism in Eukaryota, Metazoa, Arthropoda, Arachnida, Ixodida, Argasidae. The transcript has 67 exons. Gene Ontology annotation, molecular function: calcium ion binding. The record is from RefSeq and is a predicted model, not a curated record.